CCGGCAAAAUUUUGGUUGUAAACCGUCCUAAUCUUAAUUCUUAUUACACUGCGCGAUUUAUUCUAAUCUAUUAAAUCAUAUUUUAAUUACUGCUUAAGUUUUACAUUAAGACAAAUAUGUGGGGCAACGAUGACUCCUCGUUUCGUGAAGAGGGAGGGUUUGACAGUACUAAUAAUAUGUUUUCAAGCCCGGGUCAACAACUAGAGAAGGCAUCGAAACCAAAAUGCCUUGCUGAUGUUACUAUUAGGCAAAUCAUUGAAGCACCUGAAGAUGGAAUAAAAAUAAAAGAUAUUGAAGUUCAAAUGGUAAAAAUCGUCGGUAUUGUCAAACAAGUUGAAGUCACUUCCGUUAAGGUCCGCUAUGUUAUAGAAGACUAUACUGGAUCAAUCACUGGUUUUGUCUAUCUUGAUAAUGAUACUGAUUCAGGUAGUACAGUUGUAGAAAACACUUAUUGUACUGUCGUUGGUUCCAUAAGAGCCCAGGGAGGUUCUAAACAUAUAAUGAUUUUUAGCAUCGUCCCUGUCGAAGAUUAUGGCUACAUUUUAGCACAUAUAUUGGAAGUUAUAUAUAUGCCACUCAAAUUGGAGAGUCUUGCAAAUAAGCCUGAAGAGAAAGAAAUCAAACAAGAAAUGAUGUCCUCAUAUGGAACAUCUACGUUUCAAGGAAAUGAUAUGACUUCCGAUAUUGAUCCUAGAUAUAAAAGAGUUUUUGAUGUUAUAUCGAAAUCAAUGAGUGAAAAUGGAAUGAGUAUAAAUGAAAUCCAGACAUCUUUGCCGAAUAGAUUGCCGAUGGACCAAAUAAGGAAUGCAUUGGAAUACUUGGUUGGAGAAGGACAUAUUUUUACUACGAUUGAUGAAAACCAUUAUAAGUCUAUUCAUAGCAGCUGUUAAGAGUCCAUUUGUAAAUAAUUGUAAAGUGUUUUUAAUUGUUAUUAUAUCUUUUUAUAACGUACCUCUUUUUAAUUAUUUAAAUCCUCUACUAGCUGUUAAUUUAAUCUGAUGUAUAACAUCAUAAAUGUCUAGUUGGAAAAGCUAAGCCGAAUUGAUAAUUUUUAAAAGUGAAAA
Messenger RNA from Nezara viridula (southern green stink bug), 1064 nucleotides. The record is from the annotation of a GenBank genome assembly. NCBI's taxonomy places the organism in Eukaryota, Metazoa, Arthropoda, Insecta, Hemiptera, Pentatomidae.